UUUCUACUCCCAAUCCAAUUCUUCUGUUAAAAUUAAUAAAAAGAAAGAAAAAACCCUUUACAAGCCAACAAAAGGCCAGCAAAUUCACAGGUGUUAAUCUAUGUACCCCACAGCUGUUCCUGUUCCUGUUCCUGUUCCAGUUCGAACGAACAACUGAGACGGAAAAGCCUCUCCUCUCCACUCGGCCAAUUUUUUUUUUUUUUUUUAUUUUGGCAAUUUUCCACCUCUUUGUUUUUCUCCUUUUCUCAGGGGGUUUGCUGUUCUUCUUCUUCUUCUUCUUCUUCUUUCUCCGUGUGAACUUUCUUUCUGGGACUGACUUCCUUUCUCUCUUGCUUUUUACUUUUUCAAUCGAGAUUCAAAUCCCCUUUUAGCCAUGUCUAGUUUAUUCACUCAGAAUUUGAAUUUCUCGCCUGCAAGAGCUGGUUCUCCGCACAUAAGGAACAACCCAGAUGUUGAUGGUCAGUACUUGGCUGAGCUGUUAGCGGAGCGCCAGAAGCUUGAGCCUUUCGUGCAAGUCGUUCCCAUAUGCAGCCGACUGUUGAAUCAAGAGAUAUUAAGGGUUUCUGGAAUGUUGCCCAACCAUGGAUUUAAUGAGUUAGACAGAUUGCAACGUGCAAGCCCCAGAUCAAUGGCUUCUUCAGACAUAAUUCCAAAUCUUGGUGCAACAGGUCUAGGUGGCUGGAGUGGUCAUCCACAUGAAAGAUUCGGGGGACCUCAAGGGUUAUCAAUGGAUUGGCAAGCAGCACCAGGAAGCCCAAGUUCCUAUAUUGUGAAGAAGGUAUUGAGGUUGGAGAUUCCAGUAGACACCUAUCCAAAUUUCAAUUUUGUUGGCCGGCUUCUAGGUCCUAGGGGCAAUUCCCUGAAGCGCGUGGAAGCUUCAACAGGCUGCAGAGUAUUCAUCAGAGGAAAAGGUUCAAUAAAAGAUCCUGACAAGGAGGAGAGUCUCAGGGGAAGACCUGGUUAUGAGCACUUGAAUGAUCCACUGCACAUUUUGGUCGAGGCAGAAUUACCAGUCAACAUUGUUGAUGCUCGACUGAGACAGACCAGAGAAAUCAUAGAAGAGCUACUAAAACCUGUGGACGAGUCACAGGAUUUCUAUAAAAGGCAGCAGCUGAGAGAGCUUGCAAUGCUGAACUCCAACUUCAGAGAAGAGAGCCCGCGGCCAAGUGGAAGCGUCUCUCCUUUUGGUUCUAGUGGAAUGAAGCGUGCGAAAACCGGUUGGUAGAGACGAGCAAGCCUCUCUAAAUUCUCUGCCUAUCUAAGUUAUGGUCAGUCUGGGGGGGCUCAGAUGCUACAUGUGGAGGACGAUGCCAUAUUAUACUUCUGAAUAAAAUCAGUCUUGAUUUCCUAUAACUUAAAAAAGAAAAAGAAAAAAAAAAGGAGUGGGCUAACAAACAUGGCCAGCAGUUGUAGUGCAGCAGAAUUUACUCAGCAGCAUAAGGUAGCACAAGGAAGAAAGAAAAAGAACCAACAUUUUCUCUUGACUUGACUUGUGUGUUGUUGUAAGCAUAGAACAAAAUUAUUGAAUUUAUUUGUUAUUAAAUUGGGCAGUGUUUCAAUA
Diospyros lotus (date-plum) is the source of this 1561-nucleotide messenger RNA. RefSeq names its product KH domain-containing protein At3g08620-like. Gene Ontology annotation, cellular component: nucleus. Gene Ontology annotation, biological process: regulation of mRNA splicing, via spliceosome. Bases 374 to 1225 code for a protein of 283 amino acids. Lineage: Eukaryota; Viridiplantae; Streptophyta; Magnoliopsida; Ericales; Ebenaceae. Gene Ontology annotation, molecular function: mRNA binding. The record is from RefSeq and is a predicted model, not a curated record. The transcript is spliced from 7 exons.